UCUAUUAUUGUUUACUCGAGCUUUUUGUGCUCUAGCAGUGCAGUCAGUUAAGAUUUUAAGGACAGGGACCAGGCAGGCUUGGUUAGGCUACACUUUUAGACGAACUCCCGUGUGUUUCAACGUUUCUUUGUGAUGGCUAAUCCUCAACCACAACCCCCAGCUGUAAAUGGGGAUGGAAAUAUUGUCUAUGAUCAGAAGAAGCAUUUCGCAAAAGGAUUUAUUGACGCUUCUCUGAUGGUAGCAAACGCAGGGCGCCUAGACACUCUCCUCCAGACCACCACACAUGAUGUGAAGUUCUACGUGGUUCUUGUUUUACUUAUAAUGUGUGUGGUACUACAGCUGAUUUUGGCCUGGAUGCUUUGGUUCAAUUCGAUGUACGGUAAGAUUGAGCCCGGUCCGGUUCCUACACUGGAAGACUGUCUCAGUGAUGCUGAACUGUUCGAACAAGCACAAAAAAGACGCGCAAAGAGAAUUAACAACAGAGAUAUCGCCAAAAAACUCGAUGACGGUGCGGACCUCGCUCUACUUUUUAUACUUAUUCUCAAUAUUUUCAUCACAGCAUUUGGAGCCAAAGGGUCUUGAACAUCAUUAUGUACGCUGACGUUACGGUACGUACGGCUAAUUGACUGGAUGUUCAUUCCAAUUUACAGUAAACCUUCCAUUUUUGAAUAGGAGACAAUCUUGCCAGCUGGUUGCAUCUGGGCCGCUAACGCGACACUCAGCGUUUUAAGCUAUGUAACAUUGUCAAAUUUGAACUAUUGUGUGAUUUUAUUUCAUUUACAUUUUUGUUUUAUUUCUCAUUGUGAUUUGUACUUUGCCAAACAACUUCACAUAGAAGUCCAAAAUGAAACUGAAUUUUUAAGCGUGCAUCAGAAGCUUUAAAUAUUGCAUAAGGCCUCGUGGAAUGUCAUAUACUUGUAGGUCUAAUAUUAAUUGCCAAUGCAAAAUCUCUAUUUUUCCUAAAAAUCAAUUGUAUUCAUUAUUUUGUUGUUUUUUUUUUGGCGAAACCUUCACGAGUUAACAGUUUGACAUCUACCAAAGGAGGUCACUACUUGGGGGUGUAUCGCACAGCACAUAACUAGUUCAGAUUUGAUGCAAACGAUUCUACAUAUAGAUUUGACUGUUGUGUGUUUUCUGUUUUUUUUUCGUUUUGCAAAAAAAUAAAAUAAAUAAAUAAAUAAAAAAAUAACACUUCAUGUGAUCAAAACCAGUCUUAUUCAGGCAAUCUUUAGAUGCCAUGUUUCUGUUGUGCAAAUAAAAUGAGAUUUCGUUUUGAAGAA
Molecule: messenger RNA, 1280 nt
Organism: Lingula anatina
Lineage: Eukaryota; Metazoa; Brachiopoda; Lingulata; Lingulida; Lingulidae
Product: ninjurin-2-like
Biological process (GO): cell adhesion; tissue regeneration
Cellular component (GO): membrane
Source: RefSeq, a predicted model, not a curated record